GGGGUGAAGUUUACAGUCAGUGCGCUCUCCUGACUUUUGCGGAGUUCAGUGUUUUCGGUGCGAUCGCGCGGUGCGUCACACGCUCCAGAGGAACCAGAGGAACCAUCCAAGCAAGUGGACGAGCGCACGCACGACCCGCAGCCGCACAUUAUACAUGCGCAGACAGAGCUGGGACUCUCCGCAGCGCGUGUCGGUUCUUCCCCACAGUUUCCACUCCGUUUGUCCGCGUCUCGCGCGCUGUUUCCCGGGAGCGACAUGGACGUGAUCCCGAUGUGCAGCAUCUUCCAGGAGCUGCAGAUUGUGCACGACACCGGAUACUUUUCUGCGUUACCGUCUCUGGAGGAGUACUGGCAGCAGACAUGCCUAGAGCUGGAGCGCUACCUCCAGAGCGAGCCCUACGUCUCGGCCACGGACCUCAAGUUUAACAACCAGGAGGACCUGUGGAGCAAGCUGAUGCUCGCCUGCGGGGAUAAGUCCGGCGACGCUGACCCAAAGAUCCCCCACAUCAAGGAGGAGGAAGACAAUCAGGACAUCCAGCACGUCGACGCCGGGGGGUUCCACUCCGACGCCAGCAGCGAGGCCUCGGACAGCUCCGAGGAGCUCUCCCCGACCCUCGACUUCGCCUCCGGCUCUUUGACGGACAUUAUGGGCGACGGCGGGGAGGACCUGGGCUCGGCCAUCAUCAGCACGCCGCCGUCCUCGCCCGAGCUGGCCAAGGACGGCUCCGGCGCCCCGGCGUGGAGCGGGAUACAGACUGUGCUGCACUCGCCCGGGAAAAUAAGGACAGGGGGAGGAACGGAGAGGUCGGGGCUGACCAGCGGGGAGGCGUCGCCCGACGGCAGGAGGCGGGUGCACAGGUGUCACUUCAACGGGUGCAGGAAGGUGUACACCAAGAGCUCGCACCUCAAAGCACACCAGCGCACACACACAGGUGAGAAGCCCUACAGGUGUUCAUGGGAGGGCUGCGAGUGGCGCUUUGCACGGAGCGACGAACUCACCAGACACUUCAGGAAGCACACUGGAGCCAAGCCAUUCAAAUGCAGUCACUGCGACAGGUGUUUCUCCCGCUCUGACCACCUGGCGCUGCACAUGAAGAGGCACAUCUAAGAUGGCCUUCCGUGUCCAGCGAGCUCUGAGGGAUGAUUGCGGUUGAUUGUCCCGUCCUGUUGGGGGAUCGGCGAGGCCGGUGUGUCCUGGGAGCGCUAACGGGGGAGGAACACCGCCGUGUUCCGGGCAGCGGAAAAAACAUGAAGCAAACGCAGGCUAUUAUUUGCACCAUACUUAGUGCCUCCAACACCUCGCUGUGGAGAUUGCUCUUGAAAGGCUUUUACGGAGGAGCGCGGGGGGGAAGGGGAGAGAGAGACUGCUGGGAAAAAUCUGGACUGGAGACGACGGGAAGAGACUCUUCUGUAUGGUGUUCGACGCUUUUUUCCUGGAGGAUUAUGGGACUCUCGUCGGGGGAGGUGGGGGAGGGGACCCGUGCCUCCGAUGACCGUGUGUUUGCCUGUGUGCAUGGGGACUGCGAGUGCCUGUGCUGGCUUUGUGGAGCUGACGGCGCUUGCAUUGUGGAGACGUGAGCGAGUGAAUGAGUGACGCCGCGCGCUGUCAUGUUUCUGUGUUUUAUUUGAGAGGGUGAAUAUCGUUUCUGUCUCUCUGCGAAUGAAUGCAAAGCGAGCGGCGAACGGUUCUGUGUUCUGUGCGAUGAGUGUCGCGGCUGUGGAGACGGGGCGGGGGGGUCGGGUCGGGUUGUUUGGUUUUCAGAGGGCGCCCCCUGCGUGCCCGGAGGUGGAACUACAAGCUUCCCCCGAUUCACAAGUGGGAGUUUGUUUUGUUUAGUGCAGCUACUAAAUGUGCAAUGUAUGAAGUGGCCCCGUCUGAAACCAUACACGCUAUAAAAGCUCAUUUUAUUGUCCAUUGUGUAAGCUCUGUAUCUUUAAAGAAAACUGAAAAAAAAAGAAAAAAAAGGUUGUAAACAAACAAACAGUUAUCACCAUUAUAACAGACGUUGCAUGGGAUCAGGGGAUGUGUUUUUGGCUUACGUGUUUGCUUAUAGGACGACACAAUUCCACUCCAGAGCAGCUAGCUUCAUAUUCUGCUACCGUAGUAUUUACAAAACACAUAAGGCCGUCUUUCUUUGUUGGGAAAACCACUGUUGUUGACUUUUGGGAUUUUUUGGUUCCUUUUUUUCUUCACUUCUGCUUCUUCUUUUUUUUUUUUUUUCUAUCUGUAAAUGCACUGUUAACCUUACUGAUGCCUUAUGUAAGUGGCCUUGUCCUGUUAAAUACAUCACUCUCUCUCACACAUACACACACACCGGGGUUAGUCUAGUACUGAAUAGCUUUAGAAAGGCCCUGUUCAAACACAUUUUUCUUUCUUCUUCCCAAAAUAGACUCAUCUAAUCUCCAGAACAAUAACAAUAAAAAAGAUAACAACAAUAGCAACAAUAAUAAUAAUAAUAACUAUAUAUCAGCUUCAUAACGACUGCCAUUUUACAUUUCUGUGCAUAUUUCUGUGUCGGAUUAAUCGCGACUAUAUCGGAAGCUUUACUACUAUGUAGUACAGAGGUACAGAGAGUCCUGGAAACAUGUUCUCAUGAAAGGUGGCGUCCCCCCGAGAUCCAUUUACCUAAACCAUUUCCAUUAAAUAUCAUAAAAAGAAACGGUAACGAUAAUGAGUCUGUUCUCAUGAUGUAGGUGUUUUGGUUUAAAUCUCCCCCUCAGGCUCAAGUCUGCUUCUUUACUCAGUCCUGCUUUGAAGAACCGACCAAAAACCAGUUAAACCAGUUCAGCUGCGGAGCAGGGUCAUGUGGUGAAACUGAGCAGAGACCAGGUUUCAUGUCAAUGCCGAGACCAUAUUUUAUGUCACUCAGUGCAUGUUCUUCACGUCCCGUAACAUGACGUUGACACACUCCUCCGUCUUAUCUCGCAGAAUUUAAAGUUGAGUUUAAAGCCACAAUGUCAGUAUUUGUGUUCAAAUGUGUAACAGUGCGUUUACACCAAAGGCAAAAGCAGAUUUUUAGCACGUUUCUGUUGCGCUAACACAACCCACAAAUAUGUUUCCCGUUAAAGUGCGACAGACGCUUAAGGUGCGCGUAUCAGGAAAAUCUCAACACUGAUUGGCUUUCGCAACAUUAGUGUAAAGUGAAGCAAAUUCGAAAUUAACGGAAUUUGCAUCAGCCAGAAAAU
This is a messenger RNA of Solea solea (common sole), 3185 nucleotides long. Its product is annotated as Krueppel-like factor 6. Gene Ontology annotation, molecular function: RNA polymerase II cis-regulatory region sequence-specific DNA binding; DNA-binding transcription factor activity, RNA polymerase II-specific. The record is from RefSeq and is a predicted model, not a curated record. NCBI's taxonomy places the organism in Eukaryota, Metazoa, Chordata, Actinopteri, Pleuronectiformes, Soleidae. Gene Ontology annotation, biological process: regulation of transcription by RNA polymerase II. The transcript has 4 exons. Bases 256 to 1107 code for a protein of 283 amino acids.